GACGAACAACCUGCAAAAAUUAGUUGAUACACAGAGGUAUGAGUCCCAAUUUACGGGCAUUUUUCGGCGCAAGAAAUAUCAACGGCAAUGGAAAACAAGGAAAAACUUGAGCGAAGAUCGUAAGGCAACUUCUUCGAAGCAAAGCAAUAUGGAUGUGAGCCAAGCGAUUGUCCGGGCUGAGAAGAUUAAAGAAGAAAAACGAAAUCGUUCUAAGCAGAAAAAUCGUGACAAAGCAGAUAAAUUCAAUGUGAACAAGUUGAUGAUCCUUCAAAAAGAAUACAGGAGAAAAAUCGAAAUGGACGAGAAACUCGGAAAUAAGCUACAGAAAGCCCAGCAACAGAAGAAAUAUUUGCAAGAUGAGAAGCUCAUCAAUAGAUUCACCGAUGGAAUAGAGUUCUUCAAACGGCAUUGGAUGUUCAGAGAAGAGACUCGAAAGAAGAACGUCAAACUUUGUGAAAUGCAUGAAGAAGAGAAGCGUCAAAAUAUGGAGAAACGCAUAAAACGAAUUGAGCAAAUUCGCGAGAAAGAUGAAAUCAAAAAGAUAAAACUACGACGAGAAUUCGCGCGGAAAGAACGAUCCAAGGUGAUAAUUGAAAAAGUGAGGAAACAAGCGCAAAAGCUAAGCGAAAGCUAUCUCAAAUUGGUUGAUCAAAAAGAUUUUAAGGAAAUUUUUCGUCGUUUUUCGAUGUUAACUGAGCCAUUCAUUGCGGAAUGCUUGAAAAAAGUGAAUUCAGUGCUUCAAGAUUUGAAAAUAGUUGUAUCAGGCGCAACAUUGGUCGAAAAGCUAUUGUCUAUCAUGACACAAUUGGUUGUUAUGAGACCGGAAAUUGGGCAAAGCAGAUGUGUUCUGAUACGUCAACGUGUUGCUGGAUUCAUUGUGCAUACGAUAACUCAAAUAAAGAACGACCGCUUGAAACACAUCAAAAACAAUUGGAUCAAGAAGCAACGGAAUGCUUUUCAUGAAGGUGACACCAGUGAUGAGAAAGAUUCAACAAGCAAGCAUGUUUCGAUGGAUGAUUCUGCGCACAUAAUUGGCGAGUCUGCGUUUUCGUUUGAUGAAUUUAUCGGCGAUCUGAAGAGCGUCUCAGUGUGGAAAAUCGAAAAAACCGUAAGAAAGUCACUUACUAGUAAUAAGAAUAAUCGAAUUUUGAUAAUUGAUACCAUUUUUACUCAUACAAGUACAACUUGA
Molecule: messenger RNA, 1189 nt
Organism: Sitodiplosis mosellana (orange wheat blossom midge)
Lineage: Eukaryota; Metazoa; Arthropoda; Insecta; Diptera; Cecidomyiidae
Exons: 4
Coding region: 149-1189 (346 amino acids)
Source: RefSeq, a predicted model, not a curated record